AUGUCCGCUCCCGUUCCUGUUUGUUAUUCAGAUAUUGGUAAAUUUGCCUCCGAUUUACUUGGCAAGGAUUAUCCGAUAGGAACAAUCAAGCUCGAGUCCAAAAGUACUGCACCAAACGAAUUAAAGACAGGAGGUAUUAAUGGAGAGUUUAAGAGCAAAUAUAGUUAUCCCAAAAAAGGGUUCACGUUUACUGGAGCUUGGACGACAUACAAUAAUUUAAAUGCUCAAGUUGAACUUGAUAAUAAUCUUGCCAAAGGAUUGAAAUUGGAUUUAACCUCAAGUCUUUCAUUAUCUAGGGGUAGUAGGAACGUUAAGGGGGGAGUCAUUUUUAAACAACCCGGUUUUCAUACAAAACUUUACGUUGAUGUCCUUAAGGGACCGGAAUUUCAUGGGGACGUGGUAAUUGGUCAUGAAGGAUUUCUUAUAGGUGGUGAAGCGGUUUAUGAUGUUUCGGAUGGAAAAGUUACUCGUUAUGGAGUUUCCACGGGAUUCACGGCUCCGGAAUAUAAUAUCACUCUCAAAGCUACUAAUUCCAUGGCCACCUAUGAGCUUUUAUAUUAUCAUCGUGUACAUGGUGAUAUUGAAGCAGGAGCGAAAGCGAAAUGGGAUACAACUUUAAAUGAUAAUAGUGUCAAUAUGGAAAUUGGUCUGGGAUAUACACAAUCGCUUCGACCAGGUGUCAAGAUUUCUAUUGGAGGUAGUUUUGAAACAUCUAAAUUGAGUGAAAAUGUACACCGAGUUGGUGUUUCUUUCAAUUUGGAAUCUUAA
Molecule: messenger RNA, 768 nt
Organism: Diversispora eburnea
Lineage: Eukaryota; Fungi; Glomeromycota; Glomeromycetes; Diversisporales; Diversisporaceae
Source: the annotation of a GenBank genome assembly